AUGUCAUGGAGCGCGAAAAUAAUUCCCAAUUGCAUGAGAUCAACGAUGUCCAAUCCCACCACUGCCAAUCCCACGAAACAAUACAGCAGCCGUCCCACGACCGUGGGGCAAUCCAGCUCAAACCGCCCCCCGCCAUACCAUGGCGGUGUCUAUCUUCACCCUGAUUACAUGCACUACAACCCCAAUUAUGGCCAGCCACAAAACGCCCCAGUCUGGAGUCUGUCGCAACCGUUGCCUCAUGUUAUGCGAUCAGGAAUGAAGAGGGGCGACGAUCAAGACGCAAAAGCCACAGACAAACGACCCAAUGCACACCAAGAAGAAGUUCCCGCGGCAGACGAACCACCAACCGAGCACCCGGCUCACAAUGCCGACUUCGACGCAGAAAAGAACCAACCCGAAGCCCGAGUCUCCCAACCGGACGAACGCGGCUUCUUCAACAAGUGGGGGGAAAUCCGACACCGGUUCCGCGAACCGCUGGCCGAGUGGCUCGGCACAACCGUCGCCAUGACACUCGGCCUCUGCGCAGGCCUGCAGACAUACACCUCGCAGAACCAGGCGGGGUCGUUCUCAUCGCUGGCGCCAGCGUGGGGGUUCGCGUUCAUGAUCGCCAUCUACAUGGCGGGCGGGGUUUCAGGCGGGCACUUGAACCCGGCGAUCACGAUCAGCAUGGCUGUCUGGCGGGGGUUCCCAGCGAGGAAAUGCAUGGUCUACGUCGCGGCGCAGAUCGUCGGCAGUAUUCCCGCCGGGGGGAUUGCGUACGCGCUUCUCCGGCCAGGCAGGCGCUGCUUACUGCGCCGAAGGACUUUGCGCACCCUGUUACGGCGUUUUUCAAUGAGUUUGUCGGGACGGCGAUUCUGGUGGGCACGAUUAUGGCGCUGGGGGAUGAUACGAAUGCGCCGCCGGGGGGGGGGCAUGCAGGCGUUUAUCCUGGGGAUAUUGAUUAGUGUGCUUGUUCUCGCGCUGGGGUAUAAUAGUGGAGGAUGCUUUAACGGCGCGCGUGACUUUGGUGCGAGAUUGGUUGCCCUCAUGGCCGGAUGGGGAGGCGAGGUCUUCCGCGAGAAACAUGUCUGGUGGAUCUGGGGGCCCUGGGCUGCUGAUAUCACCGGUGGACUGUUUGGUACGUUCAUUUAUGAUCUGGCGAUCUUCACCGAGGCCGAAGGUCCGAUCAAUUAUCCGCGUCGCCGACGCAAGAGAGCGCUGUUGAUCAAGGAGAAGAAUCAAAUGGUUAAACUGCGCUGUAAGCGGAGGAAAAUUCGGGAUGUAGAGAGAGCUGUUCGUGAGGUUGAGCAGUAG
Molecule: messenger RNA, 1293 nt
Organism: Aspergillus fumigatus Af293
Lineage: Eukaryota; Fungi; Ascomycota; Eurotiomycetes; Eurotiales; Aspergillaceae
Source: RefSeq, a predicted model, not a curated record